Messenger RNA from Purpureocillium takamizusanense, 1635 nucleotides. RefSeq lists its product as uncharacterized. Gene Ontology annotation, biological process: positive regulation of DNA-templated transcription. Gene Ontology annotation, cellular component: Set1C/COMPASS complex. The coding region runs from base 157 to 1500 and encodes 447 amino acids. The record is from RefSeq and is a predicted model, not a curated record. The transcript is spliced from 2 exons. NCBI's taxonomy places the organism in Eukaryota, Fungi, Ascomycota, Sordariomycetes, Hypocreales, Ophiocordycipitaceae.
CAGACAUCAAAACGACGUAAAGGCUCCAAUCAAUUAUCGGCAAUCAGAAAGAACUAUGCAUCUCAUCUGAAUUGGACUGCUUGAUAAGAAAUCGAACUGUUGCUGGAGAAGUCCAUCCGGGCUUGAGCGCCCAAAACGCUCCCCCCCCCUUCAGUUAUGGAUCCUGUUCAGACGCCAGCGGCAAACGGCAUCAGAGACGAGCCGCGCUUCGUGCUGAUAGACGAUGACCCGGUGAAGACGGAAAAUGGCACCGACUCACCACGUCCCGCGGCUAACGGCGACGCGACGUCUGCAGCCUUCAAACCAUCUCCCACCCCUCUCCCUUCCACAGAAACGCCAGACCCAGUACCGUCACAGCCAGCGCCUACCAUGGCUCAUCCGAAAAAGAAAGGCACAGCUUCGACUGUGAAAAAGGCGCCCAAACGCCCCAGGAACGGUGCACCUGGUAAGAAACCCAAGAAGUCCAAGCCCUCGUCUCAAGGGCCAAACGCUGCUUCAGGCGACGAUGACGACGACGAGUCCGAUAAUGGACCGUAUUGCCUCUGUCGCGGACCCGACGACCAUCGAUGGAUGAUUUGCUGCGAACACUGUGAAGACUGGUUCCACGGGGAGUGCAUCAACUUGAGCAAGGACGUUGGCGAGAGCCUCAUCGAGCGGUUUGUCUGUCCCAACUGCACCAAGGGCAACCUGCGCACCAUAUACAAGAAGACAUGCGCGAUGGGUGCAUGCCGUAAAGCGGCGCGCCUACUGCAGGACCAGCCGAGCGUCUUCUGUUCCAACGAACAUGCGCAAGCGUGGUGGGAACGCAUGGUUGGACGGCUGCCUAAGGGGUUGGCCAAGGCUCCUUUGAACGAUCAGCUCUCACAGGAUGAGCUCAUGGCACUAUUAGGUAGUAGCCUGUCAGAGGCCGAUGAAGAUGGAGUGUGGAAGAUGUCCAAGCCCCCAUUCUCCGCGCCGCUUCCGAAGGCCUCUGCGGACGCCAAUGCUGAUGAAGCACUGGCCUUGAUAUUGAGUGACGAAGAAAAGAAAUUCUUGGAGAAUUCUUCCAAGGCUCGGCUACAGCUCGGAGAAGAGACCCUACUCUGCCACAAAAUGCUGAGUCUGGUUGAGCUGGCGCAAGAGCGUCGACGUGCCGCCAUCACGGCCGGCCGCUUCGGCGAAGAUAUUUGCGGCUACGACUCCCGGCUAGACACAAUCUCGGCGCGCGACGCCUUUGCCGCAUACGCCAAGUCCCCCGAGGGCGAGACGACGUUCAAGGAGUCCAAGCUAAGCGACCCGCUGGGCGAAGGCGACGUGGUGCGCGGCAUGUGCGAGCGAAAAAGAUGCAAGGUGCACAGCGGCUGGCAGAAGAUGCUGCCCCUCGGCAUCAAGUACCAGAUCCGAGAGAUGGCGAGCCAGGCAGCCGAGGUGGGCGAGGAAGAGCAGAACGUAAGAGAGGCGGCCGGCGAGAGGUGGAAGCGCAAGCAGGCCGAGCAGAACUGGGUAGAGGUUCUGGAGUGAUGACGGAGUCAGGAAACACAACGGAUACCACGGUGCGAGGUUCUACAGGGAUUGGGUUCAGGCGGCCGGCGUUGAGGAGUUGGGACGACCUAGGUUCCAUUCAAAGUAUCCUAAUACAAACAAAAUGACAAUGAG